Messenger RNA from Lindgomyces ingoldianus, 3288 nucleotides. RefSeq lists its product as uncharacterized. Lineage: Eukaryota; Fungi; Ascomycota; Dothideomycetes; Pleosporales; Lindgomycetaceae. The coding region runs from base 1 to 3288 and encodes 1095 amino acids. The record is from RefSeq and is a predicted model, not a curated record. The transcript is spliced from 36 exons.
AUGAAUUCAGGUGGAAUAUUUAAAUUCAGACCAAGCGACGUCCAAGGAGGGUAUGUGGCAUUUGGCAAAGCUGAACGCAUCCCCUCUCAUCCGCAUUCAACCCUGCAUUGUCUUAGCCGUGACGAGCUCUUUUCGGGGCUAUGGAAGCAAUCACUCGAGUUCCAAGGCCCUGAUAGCAGGAUACCUUGCUAUGCUCUCUUGCAGUGGUGUAGCCUUGAACACACAACCCUACAGCUGCGUUAUCACCCGACUACCAAGGUCCUGCGGAUACCGUUGUUGCCAUCGUUCUUUGGGCGACUUCAGUUCUCGUUUCUUCUGUUUGAUAUCCUAUUGGGUGCAAGAAACUUAGCCGGCUCGGUCGCGACGAUGCUACAUUCGGCCUCGCGCUGGUACGUUGGCGCAACCUCCCUGAACGAGGUCAUGGUCCUUACUCGCUAUGCGCUAGUGCUUCGGCAUCGCAAUGCUAGCAAUGUCGAAUGCAUCGGUUGUCUAGAGCAGGUUGAGCGAUACUUCAAGGUCCAAGACUUCUCUCCGGCGCUACCGAGUUCGGCUGAGAAGUCCCCUCCAGCUCCACUGGGCAUCUCAGUCCCUCACAGUCGCUGCACUAAUGUGUAUCAAACUAUCAAUCCAUUAGCGUCACCCACUCUGAAGAUACUGAUCCCUAAUACCACUUUCUACGUCUUCAUUUACGUCUUCCGUCUCCUUAGAUGCUACGUCCAAGGACGUGUUCCCCCCAUGGAAUCCUAUACUACGCUAUCACCGCUCUCAACAUUGCAUUUACAUUUGGCCGCCGCAUAUAUAUUGCCCACUCACUAUAUGGGCUCUACAGAUGAGGAACAACCGUUGAAGUGUGAAGCAGAUAUUGGAAGGUCCAUACUCCUUCGAUGGCCUCUCCAUUCCGACGACCAGCUAUCUAUCCUGAACCGCACAUCGGAAAGCACCAAAGCACGAAAGAGUGGACCCCUUUCUCGUUUCCAUGGCAUGGAGCACCUUAACGGUGCUAGAUUUAGGAUGGGGGGCCAGGACAUAAGUAUAACCGCACAUCAAAUGCUUGGGAUGAAUGGGGUAGCGAUUCAAUAUGACUAUAAUUUUGUUUCACUACCUAAAUAUGUGAUCGACUUCCUCUUGCUCCAAUAUCUCCAGAAAUUUCUCCAAUGCCUUGAUCGCUACCUUGCGAUCUCCAAGACUGAGCCUACUAAGCAAGAGCAGCACCCUGUUCCCGAUGAUGACGAAGAGGGACACCUGGUUAUGCUGUACGUAAAUACCUCUCUGAGAUACAGAGAGUAUGCCGGACUAGCGGUCAAACUCAGCUGCCGAAAAGGGACUAGGCAAGUGAAAGCGAGCGUGGUGAUUCCUUUCGUGUCGCCACAAAUGAUUACCAAUCCCUUCAAGCUGUACUAUCAGUUUAUCCAUGACAUCGUAUCGCGAAGGAUAGAAGAGGAAAAGGGUAUCAAGGAUACUAACAUGCCCAGAAUGGAUAUGUUCCGCUUUUUGUGCAAUGCGAAAAAUCCAGACAUAGGCGACUUGGCAUAUAUGGAGAAAGCUCUGGGGGCUGGAGCAAUUCUUCUUAUUAUUGCAGGCUCAGAUAGCGUGUCAACUAUUACGAAGGAAAUCGGCGGUACAUUUGCAUCUUCCAAAGAUAUUUUCAAUGGGCCAAAACUGUCCUCAUUUGGGUUGAGAAGCUACACUUGGGCCGUAAUGGGGACACUUUUAGCGACCCAAACAGAUUUUGCCCAAAAAGAUAUAUUCCUUCGGGCGAAACUGGAAACCUGUUAUCAUCCCUUUCAUUGGUCUACAAACUGUGCUGGAAAAGCCAUCGCCAUGGCCGAAUUUGCGCUCAUUGCUGGAAGACUCUGUUUCCUUAAGAUAGAGAGGAGAGAUACGAAUCAGUAUCAACUAAUCGGCGCGUAUAACACUGCACGGGACAGCCCUGUAUUUUUGAGGAAUCGAGAGUCUGCCGUUAUCACCGCUAUUGUUUCUUCAGCAGAUUUCCCUCUAUUUAUAUUCCUGUUUUCUGUUCCCAAGAGAGAUUUGAGCAAUGCGCACUCUACAUCCUGCAUGGCGUAUAAUAUAGGCCACAUACUUAUCCAGUAUAUACCUCCACUUUACAAGCAUAGAGUGCGCUUGAUAAAUCAGAAAUUUUUCGCAGAAUUUAACAUCAAUGAGGAAAACAACAUAAAAACUAUCGCAUGGUUAGAGCUGAUGGAGUUCCGAGUCGUCAAUCAGGUGAAACACUACGUCAUUUUGAAUACCACGUCAACUGAGGUCUUUCAUACACUUCCACGAAGAUCAGCAUUGAAGCAUCUCAUUCGAGCAGAGAUAUUCCUCGCUUUUAACAAUUCUCUCAAUCUGUUCUUCUCCAAAGUGAAUGCCACCUCCAUGAACAGCCAGACCUCGGCACCGAUCAUGAUAUCCUCCUUUUCCAUGAUUUGCGAUAACCGUCCUCGAAAUCCCGACGAGCUAUCCAGCUAUACGGAAAUCUUCUUGGACAAAUUCCAUCAUUUUUACUUCGGAGAGCGGUGUACUGUCUUGAAAGAAAUUCUUCAUGAGGGUCGAUAUGAUGUUUGGGUUCGUCUAAUGUGGCACUUCCAAUUUCGACCACGUCACAGAUUUCCUUUCUUAUUUCAGAGGGGGACAUAUCUACUCAUCCCAAGGCCUAUUUUCUAUGCACAGUUUGACAUUAAAUUUGAUCCAACACUAGAAUAUGUUAAUGAGCUCAUGGUGGUCACCUAUAUAUUCGUCGAGGCCAUUAAUGAAGACGCAGUAUUUGGUACUAGCAGUAUCGAGUGUGGUAAGUCACUCUUAAGCGUAUUCUUUGUUAUUCUUAAGAAUUUUGGUUUUCGUGAUAGGCGUUCAGUUAGAUUUGAUACGUCAUAUCAGAACCCAACCGCCACCCUUUCUAUUCGUUCAGUUGAUAGAUUAUUUCGGGAGCUACGGCAAGAUGUACCAUUGCAUUACUUGCAGUUGCACUAUCGAUUAGGAGCGAUAUCAGGUACUGCAAGUGCAGCUCGCAAGCUACUCCACUUGAACUCAGAAUUUUUAGCUUUCUGGAGCCUCAAGGAUGAGAGCAAUUCGGCUGCCUUAGUUCUACCAAGCUUUAACCUCAGUUGCGAUUACCCCGAGAAUUAUUCAUACAUAGAAUAUUUAAGUUCUAGUACGCAAAUGAUAAACUGCCAUCACUUCAUUAAAUACUUUGAAAGAGAAGCUCACGAACUGGACUAUAUUUCAGGCGAAAACCACUGUACUAAAGACUUCAAAGAUCAUCGCGAUGGUAAUACGUGCGCUUGA